UCAAAACGUCUGAACAAAGUGUUUUAUUGAGCCGCAGCUUGAUUGUUUUUUCUGUAUCUAAUGUUUAAGCGACAUUAGUUCAUGACUGCAGAGGGUUUUUAUGACCUAUUUAUUUGAGAAACUGUCGCACUUUACGACCAACUGAAGCGAUGGAGUUGUCACCUGUCUGCACUGAAGGAUGUGUUACUAAAUCUGACAGAAGUCACAGGAAAAGUAAAGUCUCAAGGGAUGUGGAGAUUGACAUUGAGCUCCUCUGCAAAGCUGUCCCUCAGCUUGCUAAGGUUUUCCGCAUCAUAGACAAAAUUGGAGAAGGUACGUUCAGCUCAGUGUACCUGGGGGAGGCUCAGAUGCGGGACGGGAGGAGAGAGAUGUUUGCCCUCAAGCACCUCAUCCCAACCAGCCAUCCUACACGCAUUGCAGCUGAGCUCCAGUGUCUCACUGUUGCUGGAGGCAGUGAGAAUGUGAUGGGUGUGAUGUACUGCUUCAGGAAGGAGGACCAUGUAGUGAUUGUCAUGCCUUAUAUGGAGCAUCAAGCCAUUGUGGACAUCAUUGGCUCAUUAAGCUUUGAAGAAGUCCGUCUGUACAUCUAUCACCUGCUGAAGGCCCUGAGACACAUUCAUCAGUUUGGUAUAAUCCACCGAGACAUCAAACCAAACAAUUUCCUCUACAACAGGAACACCAAGAUGUAUGCCCUAGUGGACUUUGGCCUGGCUCAGGGAACAGCUAACACUCAGAUCGAGCUGCUGAAGGUGGUGAGGCAGAGGCCAUCACAGAAAGGUGGAGGGUCCACGGGGAAACAAGAUGCUACGCAGCGGAGCAAAGCACCACCUAGACUCCCUAACACCACCACCACAGCUUCCACCUCACUACCUCUGCCUCCACGACAAUCUGCAGCCCUGGCACCUUCCUCCUCCUCUUCCUCUACCACCACCACAUCCUCACCAGCCUCUCGGAGAGCACUUGUUAAAAAAGCACGUUCUGUCACCAGCACAGUCACCACCUCCACCUCUCGCACAAAGCACACAAAGGAUUUGACAGGUCUACGUAAAGUGCCACGACCUGUGUUUGGAGAGAGGAACCUCAACAGCUGCGCUCCAGCUCCGUCCACCACCAUUAAGACAGAGCUGGUAAAACCCAGUAAAACCGAGGACCUAGUCAGUCGAAGAUACUCUUCAGCCAGCCGGGGCCCGCUGCCUGUCAGGACUCAGAGCAGCAGUCAGAAACCUCAGAGGAGCGUACACCAGGCUCUCACCUGUAACUGUCACCUAACCGACCGAGUCUGCAACAUCUGCAUGUCCAGGAAGCAGCAGGUGGCUCCCAGGGCUGGAACUCCAGGUUUCAGAGCACCAGAAGUCCUCACAAAGUGCCCCAACCAAGGGACAGCCAUAGAUGUAUGGUCAGCUGGUGUGAUCCUGCUCUCUCUGCUCAGUGGACGUUACCCGUUCUUCAAAGCCAGCGAUGACCUGAUCGCUCUCACUCAGAUCAUGACUAUACGAGGCUCCAGAGAGACCAUCAAGGCUGCAAAGACAUUUGGCAAGGCGGUGUUGUGCAGUCGGGAACUUCCUCGGCAGGAUCUCAGGACGCUGUGUGACACGCUGAGGGGACGGAGACCAUCAACAGAUGAUGAGAUCACACCUGUUACCGAAGCCAUCAGAGACUCAACUACCACCCUUCAUCAUAAAAUCCAAGACAGUACGCCUACACACCGUCCCACUGAGGGAACAUUUAAGAAACACAAAGGUGAAACUCCUCCGCCUCUCUCAGACCAUACUUGCCUCCAAGCCCACCAGGAUAAUUCAGGAUGUACAAAAACUUCCUGCACGGUGCAGGAUGAUGAGCGAGGUUGGGACAGAGUUCCUGACGAGGCUUAUGACCUGUUGGACCGACUGCUAGAUCUCAACCCAGCCACCAGGAUCACAGCUGCCCAGGCCCUGCAGCACUCGCUGUUUAAAGACUUGUGAAACCACAUAACCAGGAGCCUCAUGUCAACAUUACACAGCUUUAUAUUAAUCUGUAACUCAACGGGCAGGUUUAUCCAUUCCUGCUAGACACGUUCAUAAUUAAAUAGACAGGUUUUAAUAUUAAUAUCUAUUCAAGACAGGCUCAGUUGUUGAUUCAUAGGUCUGCAUUUGUGAGUUAAAAGUUUUCAUUGCAGCUAUGGUGUAGUAUAGGGAUGUAUAAAUAUGUGUUGUGAGGUAUAAACAAGAACAGAAAGUAUUAACUGACAACAUUAUACCAGCAUGACUAUCAGCUGUCCAUGGCUGAAGAAUUUUACAUGUAUAUAAAAUAAAACCGCUACAAACUAUUCGCUGAAAUAAACCUCCAACCCUUUCGCUGACUUCUACUGUGAAGACAUACAAUCAGCUACCACACUGUCUGAUUAUAUCACUUCUGUUUUAUGUUUUGUACUUCUUUUAUUCUGAAGACCAAAAAAGGAAAAUACAGAACUCAAAGAACCUGUUUGCUACAUGCUGCAGUAAUGCAUUGGGUCAAGUACGUCCUUUCUUAUACAUUUAAAAAUGUUUUUAAAUAAGAGAGACGAGAAGUAUUCCUGUUAAUCUGAACCAGGUAUGGUCCAAUGGGAACUUUUAUUUACUAGUGUCAAUGCUGCCAACAUGUUUUUACCUAUGUAUAGAAGAGACCCUUAACAAAUCAAAGGGCUUUAUU
Messenger RNA from Scomber japonicus (chub mackerel), 2667 nucleotides. It is a transcript of the gene cdc7, whose product is annotated as cell division cycle 7 homolog (S. cerevisiae). Gene Ontology annotation, molecular function: ATP binding; protein serine/threonine kinase activity. Bases 150 to 1961 code for a protein of 603 amino acids. The record is from RefSeq and is a predicted model, not a curated record. The transcript has 12 exons. NCBI's taxonomy places the organism in Eukaryota, Metazoa, Chordata, Actinopteri, Scombriformes, Scombridae. Gene Ontology annotation, cellular component: nucleus. Gene Ontology annotation, biological process: mitotic DNA damage checkpoint signaling; protein phosphorylation.